AGUUAACCGGCUGUCAACAAAUUCUGAUAAAUUUUAAGCCAGUUUUGCUGCAUUUUAAUUAAAAAUUUCCGUCGAGUACUGACAAAACAUUAAUUUUACUUUCCAUAAUGUCCGAGAUUCAGACACUGGUGGAUAUGGGGUUUUCCAAGGAAAGAGCGGAGAAAGCACUCCAGCUCACCGGAAACAAAGGCGUUGAAGCGGCUAUGGAAUGGCUCUUGGCUCAUGCAGAUGAUGAUAUCCCAUCAACCAUCGAAUCCUCUGCCCAGUCGUCGGUUACAGCUGAAGGUUCCUCAACCACGGAGGCAGGUGGUACCGACGAGUCGGCCACUGUCGCAAAAUCACUCAAAUGUGAUGAGUGUGGUAAGCUGUUUAAAACCCAGGACGAGGUUGAAUUUCAUGCUGCUAAAACUCAGCAUAGUAGCUUUUCGGAAUCAACUGAGGAGAAGAAACCACUAACUGAAGAAGAGAAAAAAGCACAACUUGCAUUGUUGGAGGAGAAAAUGAAACGGAAACGACUUGAGCGAGAGGAAAACGAAAAGAAGGAAGCGCUGGAGCGAGAACGGCUGCGGAUUAAAUCCGGCAAAGACAUGCUGGAGGCACGGCGAAAGAUGGAAGAGCAGGAGAUGAAAAAGGUGAUGGAUCAACGGAGACGCGAAAAGAUGGAGGAAAAAGCGGCAAGGGAACGAGUGAAGGCACAAAUUGAGUCCGAUAAGGCCGCUCGAAGAGCUAAACAAGCAGGAGAGACCAUCAAUUCUCCGCCACCGGCACCGGUGGUAUCCCCAACGCCGGCAGCUUCGACACCGACGGCGCCGAAGAAUUACAGCAAUACACGCAUUCAGAUUCGUAUGUUAGAUGGUAGUGCCCUGGUCGAAACGUUUGACGCCAAGGAGCAGCUGGCUGCUGUGAGACUGUUUGUUCAGCUUAAACUUGGCACUAAUCCUGCACCAUUUGGAUUCAUGACCAACUUUCCGAAGAAGGUGUUCAAUUCAGAAGACUACGAGGUCCCGCUGGACAAAUUGGGACUGGUGCCAUCGGCUGUGCUGAUCGUCACCAAGGCGCCCUGAGUUGGGUGAUGUAAGAUUCGUUUGUCAUGUGGUACUAAACUCGUUCGUAAAAUUAGGGCAAAACACGGAAUUAAAAUAAAAUAUUGAGUAAGUUUGGUUUUGAA
This is a messenger RNA of Topomyia yanbarensis, 1168 nucleotides long. RefSeq names its product UBX domain-containing protein 1-A. The record is from RefSeq and is a predicted model, not a curated record. Gene Ontology annotation, molecular function: protein binding. The transcript has 3 exons. NCBI's taxonomy places the organism in Eukaryota, Metazoa, Arthropoda, Insecta, Diptera, Culicidae. The coding region runs from base 108 to 1064 and encodes 318 amino acids.